GAAAUCCGCUUGGAGAUAGUGCUGCAGCGACGCCGUGUUUGACACUUGAAACUAAGAAUGGCGGAAGAAUCCACCCCGGAACCUGGAUCGAAUCGCUUGUAUUCUGCGGUCAACGGCGGCCGGACGAAGGAAGAAUGCGAGGAUAUGAUUCGAAGAAGUCUCCGAACUCCGAUGGUGAAAUUCUUGAUGGAGCAUUUGGAGAAAUCUGGAUGUGGGAUUGGGGAUAAGUUUAUUAAGGCUGUUCAUUGCGAUAAGCAGAUCAGUGGUGGCUAUGUUCGUGGUGAAGGGAUAAUGGUGUGUAGGAAUCAUAUGAACAUUCAAGAUGAGGUUAACCAAGUUGUAAUUCAUGAGCUUAUUCAUGCUUUUGAUGAUUGUCGUGCGGCAAACUUGGAUUGGGCUAAUUGUGCACAUCAUGCUUGCAGUGAGAUUCGAGCUGGUCAUCUAAGUGGUGAUUGCCACUAUAAACGAGAACUACUGCGAGGUUUUGUCAAAUUACGAGGACACGAGCAAGAGUGUGUGAGAAGAAGAGUGAUGAAAUCAGUGAUUGCUAAUCCUUAUUGCUCGGAAGCCGCUGCAAGGGAUGCCAUGGAAUCUGUCUGGGAUGUUUGUUACAAUGAUACACAACCAUUUGAUAGAGCUCCCUGAACAAAUGGAACAUUGUAAUGUCCUCUACAGAGAACAAAGCAGUCACUGCUCCUAUUUUAAUGGUGCUGUGCCCAAAAGAGAAACAGGUUAUUUUGCCCAAAAUUUGGAUUCCAUAAACUAUAGAGUAAGUUCAUUGUCACGAGCAGUUCGAUCAAUUACACGAACGAUCGAUGAUUUUAUUCGGAUAUAGACAUUCUCAUUUUUUGCUUGCAUCUGUUCCAAUACCCUUUUCAUAUUGAUAACCUUAUUGUGUAAUACUUCUAAAUUCCCAUAUUAAUUGGUUAGCUAUGUCCGUGUGAAAACAGUAUUCUCUUAUUCAUUUUAA
Messenger RNA from Cucurbita moschata (crookneck pumpkin), 970 nucleotides. Its product is annotated as mitochondrial inner membrane protease ATP23. Lineage: Eukaryota; Viridiplantae; Streptophyta; Magnoliopsida; Cucurbitales; Cucurbitaceae. Gene Ontology annotation, biological process: mitochondrial protein processing; mitochondrial proton-transporting ATP synthase complex assembly. The record is from RefSeq and is a predicted model, not a curated record. Gene Ontology annotation, cellular component: extrinsic component of mitochondrial inner membrane. Gene Ontology annotation, molecular function: metalloendopeptidase activity. Bases 58 to 645 code for a protein of 195 amino acids. The transcript has 5 exons.